CUGUUCGGCUGGGAUUGGUGGCGGUCGCCCCUGGGCCGCGCUCCCCCCGCCAUGGCGUCAGGCGCCGCGGCCCCGGAGGUGGCUCCCACUUGAAGGAGUGAAGUUUUGGCUCCGCCCGCUCGGCUCGGCUCCGCUCUGCUCCGCUCGCCUCCUGCUCCCGCGCCCCGAGCGCCCCGAGCGGCCCGGCGGAGGCGGCGGCGGCGGGCGGAUGGCGCUGCGGCGCGGCGGUGGCGCGGGGAGCCCAGCCGCGGGGCUGCGUAUGGACACGGACGCCCGCGAAGGCGGCUCCGGCCCCGGCCCCGGCCCGGGCGGAGGUAGUGGCGGCGGCGGCGGCGGCGGCGGCGGCGGCGGCGGCGGCAGCAAAGACGCGGGCGCCGAGGACUACGAGAACCUGCCCACCAGCGCCUCCCUCUCCACGCACAUGACAGCUGGGGCUAUGGCCGGGAUCCUGGAGCACUCAGUCAUGUACCCCGUGGACUGCGUGAAGACCAGAAUGCAGAGCCUGCAUCCAGAUCCCAAAGCCCGCUACACCAGCGUCUAUGGCGCCCUCAAGCAAAUCAUCCGCACGGAAGGCUUCUGGAGACCCCUACGGGGCAUCAACGUGAUGGUGAUGGGGGCAGGGCCGGCCCACGCCAUGUAUUUUGCCUGCUAUGAAAACAUGAAAAGGAUUUUAAAUGAGGUCCUCCACCGCAGAGGAAACAGCCAUCUGGCCAAUGGGAUAGCGGGGAGUAUGGCCACCCUGCUCCAUGAUGCCGUAAUGAAUCCAGCUGAAGUGGUGAAGCAGCGCAUGCAGAUGUACAACUCCCCUCACCAUUCCGCUCGCCGUUGCAUCCGGGCCGUAUGGAGGACCGAGGGGGUGGGCGCCUUCUACCGGAGCUACACUACCCAGCUCACCAUGAACAUUCCCUUCCAAGCCAUUCAUUUUAUCACCUACGAGUUCCUUCAGGAACAGGUCAACCCUCACCGGGGCUACAAUCCCCAGUCCCACAUCCUCGCUGGGGGGCUGGCUGGGGCCAUAGCUGCAGCUGCCACUACCCCUUUGGAUGUCUGUAAGACCCUCCUCAACACUCAGGAAAACAUGGCUCUCUCCUUGGCCAAUGUCAGUGGACAUCUCUCUGGUAUGGCCAAUGCCUUCCGGACAGUGUACCAGCUCAGUGGUAUUUCUGGGUACUUUAAAGGUGUCCAGGCACGGGUAAUCUACCAGAUGCCAUCAACAGCCAUCUCCUGGUCAGUCUAUGAGUUUUUCAAGUACUUCCUUACAAAGCACCAAAUGGAGAAUAGAACUUUGUACUAAAAGACAGACCGUGGGGAACAAUUCCAACAUCUCUUAUUUAAAAAGGAAAGAAAGAAAGGAUUCCCCUUCCCAUUUCCAACCCCUUUUCCUCCUGCCCCCACACCAAGUUUUACAAGCUUCAAGUUUCCUGAAGCACCAAUGUGAUUCUUGCAGGGUAUGUGCCACUGACCAGCUCCUCCCUGAUGCCUUGAAAGAGGGGUUGGGCACGCUGACCAAACACCAGAGCAUGGAUCCAAAAUGGCGGCACUGGAGGUUGGGGAAAGAUUUGAUCAAAGAAAGAUUGAUACGUUCCCCCUCCCCCUUCCUGCCUUUUCCCUCCCCUGCCAGAAGAAUGAAUGUGAUUUUUCUUCUUCCCUGGAAAUCCUAGAAUGCACAGACAGGGUCAGGGAAACGGGGGGCCUGGAGAGGAGGGGAGUUUUCACCUCAGAGACUUAAGAUGUUCAAGACAAAUUAAAUAUGAUAUGUAUAUACAAGUUCCAUUACGCAAUAUAAAAAUAGAUGGAUAAUGUUUAUCCUUUAUUUUUCUAUGUAGAAGUUGAAUUUGUGUGUGUAUGUGUGUGUGUGUGUGAGAGUGUACAAAUAGUAUUACAGCUGGGAUUUUAAAGCUUUUAGAAAAAAAGAAAAAGGAAAAAAGGGCUCAAUUUCUCCCAUCGUGAUAGAUGAUAAAACACCAAAGCAUCUUUGCCCACGGGUGGCCUAAAAGCCUAGUUAGCCUCUCUCCCUGCCCCCAGGGAAGUUUCACAUGAAUGUAUGUAAUAAAUGUGUUUAUACUUUUGAGCGUUUUUUUUUUAAUGGGAAAAAGGUACAUUUAAAGAAAACUCUAACCAAGAAGAAAAAAAAUGACCUCUUUGUAAUUUCUUAGUAUACAUAUGGGAUGUUAGAGGCUAUUUAAGCUGUCUCCCUACUUUUACAAAUAAGGAAACCGAGGCUUGUCAGGGGUGAGGUUACUUUCGCAAUAGACUGUGACUGCCUUUUUGUCUUGAAUGAAUCUUCUCUUAUUUCCAAGCCCUUAAAAGGCAAGUUCUCCCAGGACUCUGCUAGAGGUUGAGAGUCCUAUGGCCUUUGAGGCCCUUCCCCUAAGGAAGUUCCAUAGCCACGUCAGCCCCUGCUACCCUCUUGAGCUGAAGUUGGCAGAGGCUUAGAGCAUGCUGGUGUGUAGACUCUGGACCUAUUUGUGAGUGUGUAUGUGCGUGUGCUUGUGUAUUCUGAAGUUUCACAAAAGGUUUCUGUCUGACUGUGGCACUCCAAGACCCUUUUCCUGUGUCUGGAUGGAGACUUGUCAUCUUCAGUGGCUAAGGUGAAUUGUUUACAGGACAGACGUGCAGCUAGCACACUUGGGCAGACGUAGCAGGCCCCCGAGCUUGGUUUUCCCAUGAUCCUCCACUUUCAGAUCAGUUUCUCUCUGACGUUACUUGAGGCCUUGGCCCUUUUCCCACCUGAGAGAAGGGAUGGAGACGAGGAAGAAGGACCUUGCUAAAGCCCAUCUUCUCUAUUCCAUGCACUGUAGGAGGUGUCAAAAAAGGGAGGAAGGGGCAUUUGGCUUCAUCAGUGAUGAGGAAGAGUCCGAGUUGCAGACAAGAUCAAGACCAUUGGGAUUUUUGUUGUAGCUUGUAUUUUUCUGUUCAUUUUAGCAUUCAGAGAGAUUCUGUCUGGUUUAAACAGAGGCUCCUGGGAGUUUCUUGUAGUGUGUCUACACUACACUACAAAAACCAGACCUGCUUUUUCCAACCCAUCACUAACUGCCAGGCCCAAGGUCAGAGAAAAGACUUCAUUAGCUGAAUUCUUUCCUUGACUAUGUAGCCAUCCUUGCCCAAAUGCCUGUCUUUAGAUCUCAGCCAAUGGACUUUUCUUUUGGCGGUGAUGCUGAGAGGGCCCUAGAGAUGGCCAAUAGCCACCCACACUGGGCCUAAGGCCCUCGUUGAGUGUUUGGACCUGGGGAUCGAGUUCUAGGGAAGUGUUGAGACAGUGCCGUGGUCCAGGGGACACGUGGAAGUGUGGAGGGACCCAGCAAGGCUUGGAGACCUUUAUUUGGUGAUCUCUAGGGGGUUUCCCUCUGAAUCUGAACUGUUAGAAGGUCAGUCUUGAAUUCAUUGUUCCUGAAGGUGGCAGUGCCAAGUUUUGGCUUCUUAGGGAGAAGGUGCCCUUGCCCAGACAGCCAGGUCACAGCUCUUGGGGGCUGGGGACAGGGGAUUGUGCCAGGCACACUUUGGACCAGGUUGAGGGUUAGGGGAGAAUGGGAUGUGCUGCCCAAUCUAGAGCCAGGAUUUAUUUUCUAAAAUAGCUUCUCAUUCAUCUUUUCCCUCCAUCUUCCUCUAGCCUCCUGACUACUUCAUAUUCCUCCUAGAACUUUUCCUCCAAAUGGUAUUUAAAACUGGAAUGCCUACUUGUCUAGGAGAGACUUUCUGUUAGGGAACGGACCUUUUGGUCUCCUUUUAAGACUGUCGGAGGCUGGGUUUGCCCUCACUCAGCUUGAUUCAAGAGGCAUCUAAGUGCCUACUACGUGCUGGGUGCCAUGCUAGGCUCAGGCUACCAAGACAAAAAUGAAAUUAUGCCCACCCCUGGGUCUCUACGGCAAUCCCUUGGCCUUGAAGAGCACACUAGGGCCCCAGGCUUAUCCCUGAAAAAGUUUUGUAUUGGUCCUGCGCCUUUGUGUCUGGAGGCCGCCUACUUUGCAGGAACCAUUAGGUUAAGGUUCUGCCUUCCUAAAAUCGAUUGUGAUGGCUGGGGCAGAUCUUCAGAACUUGACUCUUCUCACCCUCCCGUCUUCAUUUCUGGGUCAAAUUGGCCGGGUUUCCUGAUGCUCUGUCCUUUUUAUUGAACCUCUCGAGAAGCCACCAAGGGCCAGCUCUGGCCUCUCCCAACACACCCGUCCUGCCUGGGACCAUUGGAUCUGACCGGGGUCUGGGGGAGGAGGGCCGCCUGGGUUCUCCCCUGUGAAAUCCAAAUGUGUUUGCUGCUUGGCUUCUGCAAGAACGCACAGUGUGUUGUUUUUCUUUUUUUAAAGGGAGCAAAAGAGUGUUAUUUAAAAAACAAAAACCUUGUGAUGGCUGCCUUGUAGUUUGUAUCCGAUUCUGUUUCUCCCUCUUUUCCAGUUGUUCGCCGGCUGUUUGAAGAAGGAAUGGGGUGGGCUGGGGCUGGGGGUGGGGGGACGCGUGUGCAUUGGUGUGCCGGGUGUUUGCUUCCCAAUAUGCUGCUACAGUUGUAACACUGGAGCUGGAGGAAAAAAAAUAAAGUGUUCAUCUGUCUA
Monodelphis domestica (gray short-tailed opossum) is the source of this 4541-nucleotide messenger RNA. RefSeq names its product solute carrier family 25 member 37 (gene SLC25A37). Lineage: Eukaryota; Metazoa; Chordata; Mammalia; Didelphimorphia; Didelphidae. Gene Ontology annotation, cellular component: mitochondrial membrane. The record is from RefSeq and is a predicted model, not a curated record. Gene Ontology annotation, molecular function: ferrous iron transmembrane transporter activity. Gene Ontology annotation, biological process: iron import into the mitochondrion.